AUGGAACAAAUGAAAGCCGUCCGUGUUAUCACCGCGGGUAGUAAAGCCGGCGCAGAAAUCCGCGACGAACCCCUACCAACCCCAGGUCGCCAUGAAGUGCUGAUUAGGGUGCACGCGGCCUCACUGAACUACCGUGACACGGCCCUGCUGAGGGGGGAAUAUCCCGCAGCGACCAAGAAGGGCGUUGUCCCUGUAUCUGACGGUGCUGGCGAGGUUGUUGCAGCUGGCAAAGACGUAACACGAGUCAAGAAAGGCGACCGCGUCACCGUUAGUUGCUUCGCCAACUGGAUCGGCGGCCCAUAUAACCCAGACUAUCGAUUCAACAGCGUCGGCUUCAGUAUCGACGGGAUGUUGGCUGAAUAUGCGCUCUUCUAUGAAGACGCACUCGUCCCAAUCCCGGACUACAUGACCUACACCGAGGCGGCGUCGCUCCCCUGCGCAGCUGUCACAGCCUGGACGGCGCUGAACAAGAUCGAGCCCCUCCAGCCGGGCCAGACGGUUCUGAUCCAGGGCACCGGGGGCGUCUCGCUUUUUGCCCUGCAGUUUGCAAAGAUUUUCGGCGCUCGUGUGCUUGCGAUCACGUCAUCGGACGAAAAGGCCGCUAAGCUCAAGGAAUUAGGCGCCGACGCUGUCGUGAACUAUAGCACCUGUCCUGACUGGGAUCGCGAGAUUCUUGCUCUGACUGAUGGAAAGGGUGUUGAUAGGGUGCUAGAUAUUGCUGGAGAGAAAACUAUCGUGAAGUCUGCGGCGUCGACUAAGAUAACUGGCGUGGUUGUCGUGGUAGGCUUUGCAAGCGGUUUUGGCGGCGGCUUUCCGCCGAUUGACAUACUUGUUCGAACCCUGACAGUAACCGGGUCAACUAUUGGUUCGCGAAUGGAUUUCGAGGCGAUGCUUACAGCGAUGGAGAGGCACAAAACACGGCCUGUUAUUGAUCGGGUUUACCCAUUUGCGGAAUAUCGCGAGGCUUACCGGAGGCUUGAGUCUGGGCAGCAUGUCGGCAAGAUUGUUAUCGAAGUCACCCACUAG
Molecule: messenger RNA, 1026 nt
Organism: Aspergillus nomiae NRRL 13137
Lineage: Eukaryota; Fungi; Ascomycota; Eurotiomycetes; Eurotiales; Aspergillaceae
Product: zinc-dependent alcohol dehydrogenase family protein
Exons: 1
Coding region: 1-1026 (341 amino acids)
Molecular function (GO): oxidoreductase activity
Source: RefSeq, a predicted model, not a curated record